This is a messenger RNA of Talpa occidentalis (Iberian mole), 723 nucleotides long. RefSeq names its product cytochrome c oxidase subunit 4 isoform 2, mitochondrial. The record is from RefSeq and is a predicted model, not a curated record. Gene Ontology annotation, biological process: mitochondrial electron transport, cytochrome c to oxygen. Lineage: Eukaryota; Metazoa; Chordata; Mammalia; Eulipotyphla; Talpidae. The transcript has 6 exons. Bases 84 to 602 code for a protein of 172 amino acids.
GGCUGGGCAGAGCUGCCACUGAGCUGGGAGUUCCAGUUCCUCCGGUGGGACAAGCGACUGAAGGAGGUUUCCCCACCCUGACCAUGAUGUUCUUCAGAGCCACCUGGAGUUUGGUGCUGAAGAAAGGAGGACUUGGAAUUCGAGGGAUACACAACCCAGGAGGCCCAGCUCACAGGCAAGGGAAGAUGCCCCCCUACACCAACUUCCACGCCCAGCGCUCCUACCCCAUGCCGGACGAGCCCUUCUGCACGGAGCUCAGCGCCGAGCAGCGGGCCCUGAAGGAGAAGGAGAAGGGCAGCUGGACCCAGCUGAGCCAUGCUGAGAAGGUGGCCUUGUACAGGCUCCAGUUCCAUGAGACCUUCGCAGAGAUGAACCGUCGCUCCAAUGAGUGGAAGACAGUGAUGGGCUGCGUCUUCUUCUUCUUUGGAUUCACAGCUCUAAUGAUCUGGUGGCAGCGGAUCUAUGUUUUCCCUAAGAAGCCCAUCACCCUGACGGAUGAGUGGAAGGCCCAGCAGCUGCAGCGCAUCCUGGACAUGAAGGGCAACCCCGUGCAAGGCCUGGCCUCCCGCUGGGACUAUGAGAAGAAGGAGUGGAAGAAGUGAUGCCUCAUCCUCACUGCUCUCCCUGCAGCCCUCCCUGCAGCCCUCCCUGCCCGGAGCCCAUGGAGGCUCCUCCUCUCUCCUUAGCCCCAAUAAAGCUGGCCUGUUCUCUUCUGCCUUCAAU